Messenger RNA from Aspergillus puulaauensis, 2013 nucleotides. RefSeq lists its product as uncharacterized. The transcript has a single exon. Lineage: Eukaryota; Fungi; Ascomycota; Eurotiomycetes; Eurotiales; Aspergillaceae. The record is from RefSeq and is a predicted model, not a curated record. The coding region runs from base 1 to 2013 and encodes 670 amino acids.
AUGGAGUCGCCGUCAAGUACACGGUCCAGUCCGUCAAAGGUUCUCAAUCCUCUAUCACCGGACCGUAUGAAUCAACAAGCAGUGCCGAACUCACCAUCAUCCGUUUCCGAUGCUCUACGCCAGCAGCGCAAAAGCCAUAGAGGACUCUCCGAUGUCCAAGCCAAGGUCGCAUAUUUGAACAAUUUAGCCCGCAGCGGCAGUCCGGGAGCCGCAGGAGGAUCAACGUCCGCUGGAGGAGCUGCGGCUCUUCAGCGCGCUAUUCUUGGACGGGAGGAAGCAGAAUCGGCUCUAACACGCGUUUCGUCUCAGCUUUCGGAUGCCCAAUCUCGGGAACGUCGGAUAAGCGAAAGGCUCGAGUCACUCUUAGAAGAAUUUCAAUCCGCCAAGGAACGCCAGGCCCACGAGAGAGUUGUUUUUGAGAAAGAAAUACGUAAGGCUCGAAAAGAAGCAUUCCGUGCUGGCUCUACGCUUGUCAAAACACAGGAAGAGCUGAAACACGUGCGAGCCGAGGCGAAGGGUCUAUAUCAAGAAGUUCAGACUGAACGAGAAUCAAAAGAAAAGGCAAAGCAGGAAGCAUUUGAGCGUGCUUAUGCAAUUGCAGGCCUGACAGAGGAGCUCGAGGAGCUCAAAGGACGAUUACGAACGGCAGAAGCCACCAACCAUGCGAUUACCCUUCAACACGCGCGGGCACGAGAGAUCAAGAAGCAAAAUCUCAAUAGAAUGUCGCUGGCAGAAGGGGAUCUUGCUUUGAUAAUGACCCCCAGCCCUCGGAAGCCUAAGCGGUCCGCUGAAGACAUGAAUGAUACGCCCGCGCCGAUGACAACAGAACCAACUGCACAUGAAGAUACACCGCCAAAGAAAUUAAUAAGAUUAUCUGACCCAUUACCUCCGCAGUACACUCAGCAAUUCGAAUGCGCACCCCCUCUUACAGUACAUGAGCUUGUUGAGAGAUUGCAAGAUGACCUCAAAUGGGAGCAAAAGCAAAGAGCUGAUGCAGAAGAUAUGGUCGAGUUUAUGCAGGUCCAGUGUAUGUUCAAGGUGUGCGGCUGCCGCGAACUUGAAAGGCUAGAAAAUGAGGCCCGCGCAAAGAAACAGGCCACAAUAUCCCAGAAGCAUGAAGCGCAAGAAGAAACGGAAGAUGUGAAAAAGCAGGAGCGGGAAAUCGUUGAGCCCGAAGAGAGUACCCUCCGACAAGCAAAUGAUGGAUCGUUAGGAAUGGUAGCCGAAACGAACGAGGUCCAACAAGCGGAACCCGAAGUGGGACCGCAGGAGGAAUUGCAAGAGGACGCUCAAGAAGAACCCCAUGAGAGGCCCGAGGAGGAAAAGCAGCAGGAACAACCUGCGGAGGAAGAAUCCCAUGAAGAGGUCGGAGAACCGGUCAUCACAUUCUCACCGGCUACUGGAACUUUCCGCACAAUCCCCUCGCCCCUUCGACCCUCGCCACAGAAGCAGCGUCGAGAUUCCAACGCCGAUGAUUCACAAUCUUCGCCAACCAGAUCUAAAAGUAGGCCGGAAGCACAUUCUGCCUCUUCCGGUUCUGUUCCGAAGUAUGAAACCCAUCCACAUGAAGUAUUGCAUGCAUCGAUUCCUCAAAGCGAAGCUUAUACCAGAGAUUUGACUCCAGGAGCUCGUCAUUCUCCAAUGACCGCUGAAGCGCUGUCGCAAACCAAACACGACAACUUGGAUUAUGUGGAUAAUGGGAAUGAAAUCCACAACGUGCAGACGGUUCCUUUGCGAACCGAGGACGAGACGCCAGGUGACUUCGCCGUUGCCCCAGGCACGCCUGUCAGCAGGGAGAAAGCACUAGCCCAAAUAAGAGCUCGACGUGGGAGGACCAGUGCCACGAAGAGAUCUGUCAGCGCUAGCGACGCUGGCUUUCGUGCUGGGGGGCUGAAUGUUACUCCGGCACGAGUGGCUCGGAGGAUCCCUGGUGUUCAACAUACUGAUCCACGAGGUAUCGGCGUCAAGAAGACCCGCAGAGAUAUGAGUGCUCCAAUGAGGGUAUUCCGCUGA